GACGAUGAGGAGUUUGGGAUUCGCUCGCUUUGGGGUUUGGAGGAACCUGCUGCAGGUGUGGAGGAGAGGUUACCAUGGCAACAGGAAGGGGGAGGGGUUUGUUUUGGGAGGCCUUUAUGUGAUUGGACCAGAGAAUCAGGGGAUUCUGCUGGAGCACCAUGAGAAGGAGUUUGGAAAUAAAGCUGCUCUCUCUGCGGUCCGGACGGCUGUCAGCCGGAUUCAGAAAACAGAAGAGACACGAGACAAUUAGAUUCAUAUCAAAAC
Molecule: messenger RNA, 264 nt
Organism: Sinocyclocheilus anshuiensis
Lineage: Eukaryota; Metazoa; Chordata; Actinopteri; Cypriniformes; Cyprinidae
Product: redox-regulatory protein FAM213A-like
Exons: 2
Coding region: 5-250 (81 amino acids)
Molecular function (GO): antioxidant activity
Source: RefSeq, a predicted model, not a curated record